This is a messenger RNA of Psylliodes chrysocephalus, 2205 nucleotides long. Lineage: Eukaryota; Metazoa; Arthropoda; Insecta; Coleoptera; Chrysomelidae. The record is from the annotation of a GenBank genome assembly.
AUGGUCGAUAAAGCUGAUUGAAUAUGAAGUGGACACUAUAUACCUAUAAUAUAACAGGUCUUAUAACGGUCAAGCAAUAAAACAGCUUGUAUUUUUCGAAUUUACAAUGAUAACAUGAUAAAAUUUAAAAUCGAAUAAUUAAGAAUUCAUGCACAUAAACAACAAAAAUGUGAAUUUAACUAAAACUAGCAUCGUUUUCCUCUGAACUUUUCAGAUUGUUUGUUCACUCAAAGUUAAAACCCACAUAGGCUGAGACACAGAUUUGGAUAGUGGCCGAGACCAGAGAUUUGGAUAGUGGCUGAGACCUUCAUCGAUGUCUGUGGCUGAGACAAGUAAAGAAGACUGCCAACGAAACAAAAACGUCAAAUAUAAUGUCAAUUUUUAUAACCUCUUUUUUUGUAUUAUUGCUCUAAUGUCAAAUAUUGUCAUAUCAAUUUUUUUAAAAAAGAAAUGAAAUUUCUUAUUUAAUAUUUUAGACGGUAGAAAUAUUGUAUAAAGAUGGUUUUAGCAGAUUUAGGUCGUAAAAUUACGACUGCUUUGCAGUCCCUUAGCAAGGCAACUAUUAUCAAUGAAGAGGUUUUAAAUGGAAUGCUAAAUGAUAUAUGUCGUGCUCUAAUUGAAGCUGAUGUUAAUAUUAAGUUGGUUAAAUCGCUUAGAGAAAAUGUUAAAUCAGUUAUUGACUUUGAUGAAAUGGCUGGUGGCCUUAACAAGAGGCGGAUGAUUCAAAGCGCAGUGUUUAAAGAACUUGUGAAGCUUGUAGACCCCAAUGUAAAACCACACCAACCCAUUAAGGGAAAACCAAAUAUAAUAAUGUUUGUUGGUCUUCAAGGUUCUGGUAAAACAACUACAUGCACUAAAUUAGCCUAUUAUUAUCAAAAAAAGAACUGGAAGUCAUGUUUAGUCUGUGCAGAUACCUUCAGAGCUGGAGCAUAUGAUCAGGUUAAACAAAAUUGUACCAAGGCUAGGAUACCCUUUUAUGGAAGUUACACAGAAGUAGACCCUGUAGUUAUAGCACAAGAUGGAGUCGACAUGUUUAAAAAAGAAGGUUUUGAAAUUAUUAUUGUUGAUACUAGUGGUAGGCACAAACAAGAGGAAUCUUUGUUUGAAGAAAUGUUGGCAGUUUCAAAUGCUGUGAAACCUGAUAACAUUGUUUUCGUCAUGGAUGCCACCAUUGGUCAAGCUUGUGAGUCUCAAGCUAAAGCAUUUAAAGAAAAAGUAGAUGUUGGUUCUGUAAUUAUCACAAAAUUGGAUGGGCAUGCAAAAGGAGGUGGUGCACUUAGUGCUGUUGCAGCAACAAGCAGUCCUAUAAUUUUCAUUGGUACAGGAGAACACAUAGAUGAUUUAGAACCAUUUAAAACAAAGCCUUUUAUUAGUAAAUUAUUGGGAAUGGGUGACAUAGAAGGUUUAAUUGAUAAAGUUAAUGAAUUAAAAUUAGAAGAUAAUGAAGAAUUGUUAGAAAAAAUUAAACAUGGACAAUUUACCCUCAGAGAUAUGUAUGAGCAAUUCCAGAAUAUUAUGAAAAUGGGUCCUUUUUCACAAAUUAUGGGUAUGAUUCCAGGAUUUAGCCAAGACUUCAUGUCCAAAGGCAGUGAACAAGAAUCAAUGGCUAGGUUAAAAAGAUUGAUGACAAUAAUGGAUAGUAUGAAUGAUUAUGAAUUAGAUAAUAGGGAUGGAGCUAAAUUAUUCACAAAACAAAAUGGCAGAGUAAUAAGAGUUUCUCAAGGCUCUGGGGUCACAGAAAGAGAAGUGAAGGAUCUUAUCACACAAUAUACAAAAUUUGCUGCAGUGGUAAAAAAAAUGGGCGGCAUAAAAGGUCUUUUCAAAGGUGGAGACAUGGCUAAAAACGUUAACCACAACCAAAUGGCCAAACUGAACCAACAAAUGGCGAAGAUGAUGGAUCCCAGGGUACUUCAACAGAUGGGUGGAAUGGCUGGGUUACAAAAUAUGAUGAGGCAACUUCAGGCAGGCGCGGCCGGCGGGUUGGGCGGUCUGGGCAAUUUAAUGGGCGGAUUCGGAGGGGGUAAAUGAUAAUUACUGUUUAAUUAUGUGUUGUGUACAUCUUACAUUUGCUUCAAAUGGUUUUGGAGACCGAAGUAUUUUCUUUUUUUUUUGUUACGUUUUCAAUAUUGUAGAAAAAUUUUAUAUUGAUAUAUUGUAAUAAAUGAUGUACUUUUUCUGACUUAUUACUAUACACAUCUUUUUGGA